AUGUCUAAGAUAGUGGUGUAUAGGCUCUGUAUAGGUCUCAGAAUGGUAGAUGGUGAUGGCUCCCGUAUGUGGCCAGCAGAUCUGCCUACCAUUCAGGAGGCCUUAAGACGAGGCUCUAGUAGCUUCUUUGCUGAGCAUGCUUCCCACAGUGACGGCAGUAAAUGGGAGAAUGCUCUAUCGGCAAUGGCUCGGAGGAGGGCUUCCUUGCACCUCCCAUUAAAGUUAUCUGAUUACGAACAACAUAUCUCGGGCGGGUAUGGUAUUGACGAUACUGCCCAUCCAGGCGCUGUGGGACCUCACAGCCUACCUCAUACUGCUACAACGCCUCUACUGCAUGAGGAUACUGCAGCCAUACACCAUGCUGAGGGUGGAUCGUCUGAGCAUCGUUGCAUUGAUGGAGGAACACGCAAUUUUGUGAAAUACAACCUUGAUACGGAGGAAUGGGUUAUUGAUCCUCAUGCCUCACAAGAGGCUACACCCUAUCAUGCUAAGGGAAGAACCGGUCAUAGGAAGGAAUGGGAAGCUGAGCUACCUACAUGGUUGAGCGUACUGUUCGAUGUGGUCUUCGUCUUAUUGGCUCGUAUACUUAUGAUAGCUCAGCCGUUGGCAGAGGGGAGUGGUAUCCCAGAGAUGAAGUGUGAGCUUGGCGGGGCAAGCCAUCUACUUGGUUUCUUCCGUCCUAGUGUACUAUUAGCCAAAUCGAUAGGCUUGAUACUAGUUAUAUCUGCGGGCCUACCAGUAGGAGCUGAAGGCCCCAUGGUACACAUAGCUGCUUGCAUUGGCUCCUCUCUAUUGAGGCAACCCUUCUUUGCUACUGUACGGCAAAUACCUAACACCAGAAGACAAGUCCUAUCAGCAGCCGUUGCUACUGGUGUUGCCGCGAUCUUUCGGGCUCCUAUCGGUGGUGUUCUCUUUGCAUUAGAAGUGACCUCUAACCAUUUCUUCAUCAAUACGUAUUGGAUAUGCCUGGUAGCAUCGGUUGUUGGGUCAUUCGUAUUUGUAUGUGUGAAGACCUCUCCUCUCCUUGGUCUGAGGCCCUUCAUGUUCAGUGACCUCACCUUCUCCAAUCACGAGUCCCCACUACGGGCUAUAGGAUUCGCUUCCUAUGGGGUCAUCCUAGGUCUUCUUGGUGGCUACUUUAUCAAAGCAUUUGCCCAUACUGGCCGUCUUCUAGCUCAUCUUCAGACCAUCUGGACGAGCCAUUUUGGCCGGAAACAUCAUCAUAUUGCACCAGGAAGAGGACUAAGGCAGGCUCAGAGAGGUCCCUCUGAUCGUCAGUGGAUAGAGGAUGCUGGUGCCUCUGCUAUGGCCGCGGCUUCUACUACUGCGGAUCGUCGAGGAAGUCUCGCUACCCCGAAUGGCGACCCUAGCUUUGUGAGGCCCGAUGCUGUGAGUGUAUAUCGAAGACGAGAGUCGAUAGUGGCAGUGCAUGGCCAUGAUGAUGAGGCUGCUGCUGCUACUGCUGUCAGUGGCCGAUACACCACAUCAGCGUCAUCGUCACGGAGGGAGAAUAUACGUCUUGGCACUGGGGGAACACUUCUACCACUCUGUGUUGCUACGGUUGCUGGAGUCCUUGUUUCGGGACAGAUCUCGCCUAGCAUAUUUGACGUUAUACUACUACGGAAGAACCUUCCAGGCCGCCCAGCACUAACCAAAAUGCGGAGGUACACCAGUAGACUAAUCGUCGUUAUAAUGAUGAUGAUGAUCCUCUUGAACAGAGGGAUGCUGCCUGUAUGUGCGGUGAUGACCCCUUCCAAGGAUAUCCCUAAGAUACAGGAUGAGGCAUGGAGGCAUCCGGGGAGUAUAGACCCUGAUACACUCGAUUGUCACCUUCCCAAGAUUCCAGUACUCUUGUCAACUGAUAGCGGCCGUGCUAUACUCGUCGCAGCAGCCCCUGUUGAAGAAUUAUUGGAACACUGUGGGGAGAUGUCCCCCAGCGAUGAAGCCGAUGCACUAUGUGAUAUGCUACCAUGGUUGGACGUAUCUCCAAUGACAUGCCCACCAGACGCUAGUGUACUACAGAUCUAUGGCAGAAUGGAGUACAACUCGGAACAGAUUUGUUUUGUGACUUUCCGAGGUGAACUCCUCGGUGCAGUGACUGCCGAAGAUUUAUUGUACAGAGAUCCUGUAGUCCCUAUCCCAACAACCCCUCCAUCUCAUGAUAGUGGGAGUUGGAGGACUAUCAGCAGGCUGCACGAUCAUCACUUGCCAACUAAUUUUGAUGAUAAUCCUGAACCAUUAUAG
Messenger RNA from Perkinsus marinus ATCC 50983, 2244 nucleotides. Its product is annotated as chloride channel, putative. The transcript is spliced from 16 exons. Gene Ontology annotation, cellular component: membrane. Gene Ontology annotation, molecular function: voltage-gated chloride channel activity. Lineage: Eukaryota; Perkinsozoa; Perkinsida; Perkinsidae. Gene Ontology annotation, biological process: transmembrane transport; chloride transport. The coding region runs from base 1 to 2244 and encodes 747 amino acids. The record is from RefSeq and is a predicted model, not a curated record.